Chara braunii is the source of this 3706-nucleotide messenger RNA. The record is from the annotation of a GenBank genome assembly. NCBI's taxonomy places the organism in Eukaryota, Viridiplantae, Streptophyta, Charophyceae, Charales, Characeae.
AUGAGUUUGUAGUGAUGCCCUUUGGUCUUUGCAAUGCACCAGGAGCAUUCCAGCACGCUAUGAAUCGGAUCUUCCAUGACCAUUUAGAUAAGCUUGUCGUGGUUUACCUUGACGACAUUCUGAUCUUUAGUAAGUCUGUCGAGGAGCAUGCACAGCACGUCGAGACUGUACUUUCACUCCUGCGACAACACAAGUAUAAGGUCAACCUAGAGAAGUGUGAGUUUGGUCGCACUAAGAUAUCAUACUUGGGUCACGAAGUAUCCGCGGAAGGGAUUAGGCCGGAAGAUGCGAAGGUGGCUAGUAUUCGAGACUGGCCACGACCUCAAACAGUCACUGAGGUCACAUCUUUCUUAGGAAUGUGCGGCUACUAUAGGAACUUCGUAAAUAAUUAUUCUACAGUCGCCUCUCCUUUGAUAGAUCUAACUCGACUUGACACGCCGUGGGACUGGAGUGAUGAGUGCGAGGGUGCUUUCAAGAGAUUGAAGCUUGCACUCAUGAAUCAUGAGGUUCUCAUGGUUCCCGAUCCUCAGAAGCCAUUCAUAGUGACCACUGACGCAAGCCAAUACGGCAUUGGCGCAGUGCUGGCUCAACAGGAAGGGAAAAAGUUGAGACCGAUUGAGUACACGAGCAAGAAGAUGCCAUCGAAGAAACUGGCGAAGUCCACCUAUGAAAGGGAACUCUAUGCUCUAUAUAAAGCACUUAUCCAUUGGAGACACUUCCUUUUGGGAAGGUUCUUCUACUUGAGGACUGAUCAUCAGACCCUCAAAUGGAUCAAGACUCAACCGGCUCUUUCUGACGCACUCAAGCGAUGGAUUGAGGUCAUAGAUCAAUAUGACUUCAAGUUUGAGUAUCUGAAGGGAGAGUACAACAAGGUUGCAAAUGCGCUAUCACGUAGGGCAGACUACCUAGGUGCGCUAGUUUCUGACUUUGGCGUAUUUGAUGAAGUAACUCAAUCGUUGGUGGGAGCCUAUCAGGAAGACCCUGUCACGAUGGACAUCAUUCGCAAACUUCAGGCAAAAGACAAGGCCACAGAGAGUGAGUUUGUAAUGGCGGACGGGCUUCUCUAUCUUGAUAAGGCCGGAAUAAAAAGGUUAGUAAUUCCAUCUAGUGAACGUUUGCGUAGUUUGUUUCUAGGAGAAUUCCAUGACGCAACCGGACACUUUGGCUACAAGAAGACGAGUGCUAAUCUAGUACAACGAUUUUGGUGGCAUGGAAUGUUAGAUGACGCCAAAAAGUACGUAGAGACCUGUCAGGCCUGUCAGCGGGACAAGCAGCGAACUCAAGCACCGCUUGGUUUGUUAAAGCCUUUACCUAUUCCCGCUGGUCCAGGACAGAGUGUCUCCAUGAAUUUCAUGGACACCCUAGUGACCAGCAAGAGUGGCAAGAGGCACAUAUUCGUCAUCAUCGAUCGAUUCACCAAGUAUGCUAGACUAGUUACAAUGCCAGAGACCGCAAGGACUGACCAUGUCAUCAAGUUGUUCAAGGACGACUGGGUGCGUUCAAGGACAACUGGUUGGGGACUCCCUGCUGCAGCACCCACCAAGGUGAUGAAGAUGGCUGCCACCAUAGCCAGCCGAGGCUGCCCGACGGCGGUAGCUGAAAAACAGCGACUUCAGGCCGAAGCUGACACAGAUGCCCAGGUCCGCCACAAGGAGGCCCAGGAUCUGCUACAACGGCACGAAGCCGCGAGCAUCGAAAAGCUAAAGUUCUGGCAUUUUGAACCAUCUGAGAACCACGAAGACGCGACACCUGAAGAGCAGCAUAAGGAAUUUCUCGCCAAACUCGUGACCCAGUUGGUUUACACUUGUAACUUGCAGUCCGAGCUGGCGAAUCUCCGACGGGCGGUGUGGAACCACAAGGAUCUGCAUGAGGAUGCUACACGGGAACUUGAUUCCCGUGUACAGGACUUGCAGCAAGUUGCACCAAGACCAGAUGCUGACGAGUCCAGCAGUGCACCCUCUACCCGCCAAUUGGAGGAACGAGUUGACCACGUAGUCGCAAUACUCGGCGACAUCAGCACCUUCGCUGCACCAGCCACCAUCAGCAAGCAGCUCGACACCUUGAAGACCGAGGUUCAGCAACUGCACCAACUGCCCAACAGGGAUGGCAAUACCAGUGCGCAGCACUACAAGAUGUCGACAUUCCGCAUCGUAAAGUUCGAUGAUUAUACGCAUCAAGAUCCGGUCCCCUGGUGGGAGGGCUUCACGACGGAACUUCGGAUUCUUUUCGUCCCCAAGCACUCGUACAUCGACACGUUGUUCCUCAACUCAAAGGGCGGAUGCCAAAUCUGGCUCAGCCACCUGGCAACCAUCCACGGCGUCCAGGUCACCGAUCUACAUAAGAAGAUCUCUUGGGAAGAGUUGACGAAGCUAUGGAAGAAGCGGUUCAUCGUGGACGACGCCCCGACGAUCGCCAUCAACCGCCUCUUUGCCAUGUCCCAAGGCAACACACCGGCACGCAACCGGCUCACGAAAUGGCAAAAGAUCGUGGCAACGCCCGAUCUCGAGUUGCCAUUUUCGCAUUUGCGCCGAGAAUUCUACAACCGGUCAUGUGCUGCCUUGAGCCUCGCACUUGGUGAUCACGAGCAAUACACGACCUUCGCCGAAAUCAUCGAGAAGGCAAGGGAGAUCAUCAAGACCAACAAGGCGGCUGCACACGAGAAGUCAGCAUGGCAGCCAACCUAUGUGGAGAAAGAUAAAUUUGGUCCGCGUCCGCAGCAUGUCGCUGCAAUCCAACCGGACAACAUUGUGGAAGACCCCACAGCCACCCAAGUAUCACGUGAGGGAGAUCAGGUGGCCGCUGUCCAACCCGUUUCGAGGAAGUCGCAGCCCACGCAAGUCACGUUGGCCGACGGUCACACGCACAAGUCAAUCGACCAGUGCAUUGAUGUCGUCCCCGUGUACUUUGCCCCUCAUGCAAGCGAGGUUGUGUCCUUCGACGUUUUGGACACAAAGUUUGACAUGAUUUUGGGCAUGUCAUGGCUGCGAAGCGAGGAUCACACAGCGAACUUCUGCCGCCGCACCGUUCACGCUUGUGAUCGGAACGGAGUACUAGUCUCGUGCCCGGUGCCUCCACCUCAUCCUUCGAUCAGCUGUCACGUGGUAUCCGCCGCAAGCAUUCGAGCUUCCAUCACCCGGGACGACAUCAAGGAGAUGGGCGUGUGUUUUCUCCACGCCCUCCCUCCCCAUGACAUAUCAUCGACGGACGCAUCGACAGAUCCACGCAUCACUGAGCUUCUCAUCGCCUACGACGUGUUCGAAGUUCGGCACAGAGUAGUACCGGAUCGGCCCAUUCGCCACGAGAUCAUCCUUGAGGUCGGGGUCGUACCUCCGCGUGGUUGCAUCUACCGCAUGAGCGAGGAAGAGUUAAGUGUGCUACGGUCACAACUCAACGACCUUCUCGAGAAAGGCUGGAUUCGGCCUAGCUCCUCGCCAUACGGUGCUCCCGUUCUCUUCAUCUGGAAGAAGAACAAGGACUUGUGGUUGUGCAUUGAUUAUCGCAAGCUCAACUCGCAAACCGUCAAGAACGUCGGCCCUUUCCCACGCAUCAACGACCUCCUCGAACGGUUAGGCGGCGCCAAGUUCUUCUCCAAGCUCGACCUCAAAUCGGGAUAUCACCAACUCGAGAUCCGGCAGGAGGACCGAUACAAGACCGCGUGUUAGACGCGAUAUGGGCAUUUCGAAUGGCUGGUUAUGCCUUUUGGCGA